AUGGCUCCUGGAUGGUUGCAGGUCGUGUGUGUGCUGCUCCUCGGCAUGAGGGCAGCCCAGGGAACAAGCAUGGAUAUGCAGAACGCCGCCGCUAUGGCGGCGGGUCUGUGCAACACUCGCCCCACCGACCUGGUGUUCAUCGUGGACAGCUCCCGUAGCGUGCGUCCCUCCGAGUUCGAGCAGGUCAAGGUCUUCCUGGCCAAAGUCAUCGAGGGACUGGACGUGAGGCCCGACGCCACCCGCGUGGGAGUGGUCAACUACGCCAGCCGCGUGAAGAACGAGAUAUCGCUCAAGGCCACCCGCACCAAGGCCGCCCUGACCAAGGCGGUCGGCAAGAUCGAGCCGCUGUCCACCGGCACCAUGACCGGCCUGGCCAUCCAGUUCGCCCUUAACGUGGCCUUCAGCGAGGCCGAGGGCGCGCGCGUCAAGAGCCAAGGAGUCAGCAAGGUGGCCAUUAUUGUGACGGAUGGACGGCCACAGGAUAACGUACGUGAGGUGGCAGCGCGGGCACGAGACGCGGGCAUCGAGAUCUUCGCUAUCGGCGUGGGGCGCGUGGACAUGAACACGCUGAAGCAGAUGGCCAGCGAGCCUCUGGACGAGCACACGGACUACGUGGAGAGCUACAGCCUCAUCGAGAAGCUCACCAAGAAGUUCCAGGAAGCCUUCUGCGUCUCAGACCUGUGUGCUACUGGUGAUCAUGACUGCGAGCAGGUGUGCAUCAGCACACCUGGAUCAUUCAAAUGCGCGUGCCACGAGGGCCAGACCCUGAAGGAGGAUGGGAGAACCUGCAGUGCCUGCAGUAAUCCCGCGACUGACGUCGUGUUCCUGAUCGACGGCUCCAAGAGCGUGCGACCGGAGAACUUUGAGCUGGUGAAGAAAUGGAUCAACCAGAUCGUGGACAAGCUGGACGUGGCCGAGAACCGCGCCCACGUGGGCCUGGUGCAGUACUCCAGCACCGUGCGCCAGGAGUUCCCUCUGGGUCGCUACAACAACAAGAAAGACCUGAAGGAUGCCGUCAAGAAGAUGGCCUACAUGGAGCGUGGAACUAUGACUGGACAGGCCCUGAGCUUCAUCGUGGAGAACAGCUUCACUGUCAACCAGGGGGCCCGUCCUGGUGUAGCCAAAGUGGGCAUCGUCUUCACCGACGGCCGCUCUCAGGAUUACAUCGGCGAUGCCGCACGGAAGGCUAAAGAGAACGGUUUCAAGAUGUAUGCCGUGGGAGUGGGCAACGCAGUGGAGGAUGAGCUGAGGGAGAUCGCCUCAGAGCCCAUUGGCGACCACUACUUCUACACGGCUGACUUCAAAGCCAUGACGCAAAUAGCCAAGAAGCUGCAAAUCAACGUUUGCCCAGAUGAGAAUCCCUGUGAAUGUGACUCCAUCGUUAAGUUCCAGAAAAAAGUAGAAGAUGCUUUACAGGCAUUAACGAAAAAAUAUAUCCUUUUAUGGAGCUUUAAAGAACUGACCCCUCCCAUCCACACUCUCAUGCUUUUCUUACUCCAUGUAGCCCCUCCCAUCACACGUCGUCUCCUUGGAGACAGAGCACUGAUUGCCAUAGGGACCCUGACAGACGCCAUCCUCCAGUCUGCAGUCAUGGCGUCCGCUGGCCUGCUGCUCCUGCUGCUGAUGUCGUCCCCCCUCCUGGUCUCCACGGUGAUCGCCUCCGCACCUACCAAACGCAUGCUCGAGCCCGAAUGCAAACCAGGGUAA
Molecule: messenger RNA, 1707 nt
Organism: Sardina pilchardus (European sardine)
Lineage: Eukaryota; Metazoa; Chordata; Actinopteri; Clupeiformes; Clupeidae
Gene: matn1
Product: matrilin 1
Exons: 10
Coding region: 1-1707 (568 amino acids)
Molecular function (GO): calcium ion binding
Source: RefSeq, a predicted model, not a curated record